UCCGGCUCCCGCACCGCCGGCCGCCUCCCCGCGCCCUCCUCCUCUCCCCUUCCGGCUCCUUCGCUUCUCCUCCUUCUCUCCCGGCCCCGGCUGCCAGCACCAUGUCCGCAGGGGGAGAUUUUGGGAACCCACUGAGAAAAUUCAAGUUGGUGUUCCUGGGGGAGCAGAGCGUCGGAAAGACGUCUCUGAUCACAAGGUUCAUGUACGACAGCUUCGACAACACGUACCAGGCAACCAUUGGAAUUGACUUCUUGUCAAAAACCAUGUACUUGGAGGAUCGUACGGUGCGACUGCAGCUCUGGGACACAGCGGGCCAGGAGAGGUUCCGCAGCCUGAUCCCCAGCUACAUCCGGGACUCCACGGUGGCCGUCGUGGUGUACGACAUCACUAACCUCAACUCCUUCCAGCAGACCUCUAAGUGGAUCGAUGACGUCAGGACGGAGAGGGGCAGCGAUGUUAUCAUCAUGCUGGUGGGCAACAAGACGGACCUGGCUGACAAGAGGCAGAUAACCAUCGAGGAGGGGGAGCAGCGCGCCAAAGAGCUGAGCGUCAUGUUCAUCGAGACCAGUGCGAAGACCGGCUACAACGUGAAGCAGCUCUUUCGACGUGUGGCAUCGGCUCUGCCUGGAAUGGAGAAUGUUCAGGAGAAAAGUAAAGAAGGGAUGAUCGACAUCAAGCUGGACAAACCCCAGGAGCCCCCAGCCAGCGAAGGCGGCUGCUCCUGCUAAUGCAGCCUGACCUGAAGGCUUCCUCCGACACUACUCGCUUGUUGUGUUGCUUCCUAUUGGUUAGCUUCCUAAGGGGGGGUGGGAAACGAGCUUAUCCAGAUGGGAGGAUUUUUCUUUUCUCUCUGUCUCUAGGAGUAGGUUGGGGUGGGGAGGGAGGCUGGGCAUCAGGGAUCACGUCACUCUUAACAGCUGUUACUCAAACAACUAUUUUUUGGUUUGGUUGUAAUAUAUUGUACUUUAUUAAGAUUGCCAAAAACGGUUAAAAUUUAAAAAAAAAAAUUUAAAUCAUGUGUAUACAACUUUUUGCCAGAUAAAAAUGUAGUCAUUUUUAUUUGAAAGAUGUGCUUUUUUGUUUUUGUAUAUUUGUAAACUUACAGAGAACCUUUUCCACACACCUCCUCCUUCCUGUCCUCUUUCAACUGUUCAUUGACUCUGCCCUCCUCCCACCCCCCAGCCCAAUAAACUAAAACAUUAACUGAGCAACCUAAUUAGGCUCCAAUCCUGGGCCAUCCUGCCCUGACCAACCAGGUCCCACCAAACAGGUCCUGCUAGUACCUGGUUAAAUCAAACACUGAACAAAACAGCUUCUGAGGAGGCAGCUCUGACCGUGUCCUCCUUCCGUGGCCAGAAUGGACACCAGGCAUGGCCCGAGCUGACAUUAAGGUCUCCUGGACAUCAGGGAGCCCGGCCCCAGGCCCCACUGCAGUUAUGUCUGUUCUCCCUUCCCCUCCGAGAAGCCUUGAAGGCGGGCAGGGCAGGGCACUUGCCACAGGCACCCUGGUGUUCUCUGUGGCCCGCUCAGUGAUUGGCAGAGCAAGAGGUCCCUGGAAGGAAGGACGGGGUGCUGUUGGCAACUGUGGGUCAUGUUGAUGUGUGGUUGGUUCGUAGACUUGGGGCACUGUGCGUACUUCUGAAAAUGUUUUAACCACCCGGCCCAGCGUUCAGCACACAUAUCUGGGCUGAAUCUAAGGGAAGAGCAAAGAGACUCAUUGUGUGGCCUCAGGGAGUGUUGUCUGCAGAACCACCACCUUGAAGACCCAUGUCCUCAGGUCUCGGUUGCUAAUACUGUUGAGUGCUGUUUUGGAAAAGCUGGCUUCUUGAUGUGCUUUGCCCCACUGGCGCGGUGCAGUUGGGUGCGCAAUCUUUUGCUGAUGUCGUUGCCUGAGAGUAGGGCUGCGGUGGGGUCUCUCUGCCCAGACCUUUGCCAUUUUUGACUCAUUUCUGCGAAGGGCUAAAUCUGAGCACCUGUAAAAUCUCUGAAGAGAACUCUCUCUUCUCACCAAGUGAUGUAACCCACUUGGCCUGUAUUCCAAAUAGACACAGACUCACCAACCCCGAGCCUGAGAAAAAGCCAGGCAGUGAACAGCAGCUCUGGCCAAAAAACUAAACCCCGCCCUCCAAGCUGGCGCUGACUUCCUCCAGGCUGCUGUUGGGCAUGUCCUAGGUGAGCUAAAGGGCCAUCUGGGGUGUGAAUUCCUCCACAAAGCAGUGCUCAAACAAGUGAUUGCAAUGAAUCUUGGAACUUCUCAGAAACGAAUCCAAAAUGGCAGCCAGUAAGGGCAGCGAAACCUGGCAGGACCCACUGCUGUUUGUCCAGUGGGCCUGCCACACAUGGUCAGCUAAGGAGAUGGAGCGUCAGAGCUGGUCUUUAAAGAGAAAUUUAUCUUCAGGUGGAGAAAAGAAGGAGCAGAAUUCCCGCUGAGCUCCUCUUCCUAAAGGCAAAGACCAACGUACGAACGUAAUUCCAGUGUCGUGUGUUUAGUUUUUAUAUGUGUGUACAUAAUUAUAUAUAGAGAUAGACUUGUGUAUACACCUUCCACACACAUUCCCACAGAGGUACAUGUGCUCAGCGUAUACUCUUGUUCUUCCUGCUCUCAAGUUGGAACUUGCGUUGUGAUAACAGUUUUGAAAAUUCAAAAGUACUGCGACGUGUUGAAAUAAGAAGUACUUAAUAUUGUCAAAAAACUUGUGAUUGUCUUGCCAUCAAUAAAAUAAUUACAUAGAUGUGUUAAACUACAGGCAAAAAUAGCCCACGGGAAUAUGUGCACCAUUUCUCCUUCUAUGUACUCAUAUGCACGGGUGUGCAUGCCUCGUGGGCCAGCACCCCCCACCAUGGCACACCCCCAAGUGGUGCUCGUUGGAAGAGUGCUUACUUACCUCGUGAGAAUUUACAAGAGCCCAUGUUACAGCAUCCGGCCUGGGUGGCAGCGCGGGCCAUUGCUUGUGGCCUCUGGGACAGCCCCCAUUUGCAGGGAUCUGCCCUGGGUCUCAGUGGAAUGAAUGUACGGUGGAUUUUUAUUUUCUUGGUACUAAAGAGUAGCUUUUCUUAAAACAUUCCUGUAAAGAAAAAAAGUAGAAACUCAGUUCCUUUCUCAUGUGCACACGUGUCCAAGGCACCAUGAACUCUGUUCCAUCACAGCCUACACACAGGUGGGCAACGGAUGGAGCAGGAAGAGACACAGUAAAGACUGUUUGCUUUUUUUUUUUUUAAUAUAUUUUAUUGAUUUUUUUACA
Molecule: messenger RNA, 3242 nt
Organism: Myotis brandtii (Brandt's bat)
Lineage: Eukaryota; Metazoa; Chordata; Mammalia; Chiroptera; Vespertilionidae
Gene: RAB6B
Product: RAB6B, member RAS oncogene family
Exons: 8
Coding region: 102-728 (208 amino acids)
Molecular function (GO): GTP binding; GTPase activity
Source: RefSeq, a predicted model, not a curated record